CCCAGCCCCAGCGCCGGCCCCGGCCCCGGCACGCGCGCCCCCGGCCCCGGCGCCCCCCGGCCGCGGCCCCCUGCACCCUCCGGCCGCCCCCGCGCGGCCCCCGGCCCCGGGUCGCGGCGCGGCGCGGGAGGCAGCAUGGUGGAGAAGCGCUGCCCGCUGCAGAGGGACGGCGUGUACCGCUGGUUCUCGGAGCUGCCGUCGCCGCAGCGUGUGGAGUUCCUGUGCGGCCUGCUGGACCUGUGCAUCCCGCUGGAGCUGCGCUUCCUCGGCUCGUGCCUCGAGGACCUGGCGCGCAAGGACUACCACUCGCUGCGCGACUCGGAGAUCAAGGCCAACAACCCGGCCGACCUGGGCAGCCUUACCAACCUGACGGACGAGGUGGUGCGCAGCAAGCUGCUGGUGUCGCUGGCGCUGCUGGGCUCGGAGCAGCGCGAGGCGGCGGGCGUGCUCUACCGCACGCUCACGCACAUCGACUCCAUCAUCCACAACUACGGGCUGCAGCUUAACGAGGGCCGCACUGGCGAUGAGUUCCUGCUGCUCUUCACCAUGGCCUCUAAUCACCCGGCCUUCAGUUUCCAUCAGAAGCAGGUCCUGCGGCAGGAACUCACGCAGAUCCAGAGCAGCCUGAGCGGCGGCGGCGGCGGCGGCGGCGGCGGCGGCGGGGGUCCUGGAAGCAAGAGCGCUCCCGGUCCCGGCGGCGCUCUGCCCACUUGUCCGGCCUGCCACAAGAUGGCUCCGCGGACAGAGGCCCCGCUCCACGGCGUCAGCAACAGCCUGGAGAAGGCACUGCACACCUCAGCACAUUCCACGGAGGAGGCGCUGCCCAAGAGGCCCGUGGGGAAGCACGGCAAAGCGAGUGUUGAGAAGAUAGACCUGAAGGGAUUGUCUCACUCACACAGUGACGGAAAGGUCGACUGCUGCUUUGAGGUCUUGUGGUCUGAUUCUUCAAUAACAUCAGUAACCAAAUCUUCCUCAGAAGUGACUGAAUUUAUUUCAAAGUUAUCUCAGCUCUGCCCUGAAGAGAGCUUGGAGAAGCUCAUUCCUUGCCUGACUGGCCCAGAUCCGUUCUACGUGGAGAGGAACCACAUGGAUCUGGAAGCAGGCCUGAGGUACUUGGCUUCAUUGCCUUCUCACGUAUUGAAAAAUGACCACGUUAAGAAGUUCUUCAGCACUUCAUCUCCCACCCAACAGCUUCAAAGUCCAAGUCCUGGCAACCCCUCCCUCCCGAAAGUAGGUGCCGUGAUGGGCGUGUCUGGCAGGCCCGUGUGUGGAGUGGCCGGCAUCCCGUCCUCCCAGAGCGCUGCCCAGCACCACCUGCAGCCCUCGGCCAGCGCAGCUGCGGCCUUGCCUCACUGCUCCCAUGCCGGGGGCGCAGGCUCGGCGCUGGCCUUCCGGGCCCAGGUGGACGCCCCGCCGGCCAUCCUGAUGCCCUCCAGUCUGCAGGCCCCGCAGCCCCAGGAGCAAAAUGGAAUUUUGGAUUGGCUUAGGAAGCUGCGCUUGCACAAGUACUACCCUGUCUUUAAGCAGCUCACCAUGGAGAAGUUUUUGAGCCUUACCGAAGAAGACCUGAAUAAAUUCGAGUCCCUCACCAUGGGAGCAAAGAAAAAACUCAAGACUCAACUGGAGCUGGAAAAGGAGAAGUCAGAGCGGCGGUGCCUGAACUCCUCGGCCCCCACCUUGGUCACCAGCAGUGGAGUGGCCCGAGUGCCCCCCACCAGCCACGUGGGGCCCGUGCAGGCCGGGCGUGGUGGCCAUGCUGCAGAGCUGCGGGUGGAGGUGGAGCAGCCCUCGCACCAGACGCCCCGGGAGGGCAGCUCCUCCGAGUAUUCCAGCUCCUCCUCCAGCCCCAUGGGUGUGCAGGCGCGGGAAGAGAGCUCGGACAGUGCCGAGGAGAACGACAGACGUGUGGAUGUGCACUUGGAGGGCUCUGAUAAGGAGAAGCCCGUGAUGCUGCUGAGCCACUUCCCCUCCAGCUCCGCCCGGCCCACGGCUCAGGUCUUGCCUGUGCAGAACGAGGCUGGCUGUGGCCCUGUGGGCCACCACCCUCUGCCCCCACAGCUGUUGCCCGCAGCCUCGCACCUGGCACCCAUCCGAAUGCUGAGUUCCGUGCACAAAGCCGACAGGGGGGGCGCCGAGGGGAAGCUUCUCUCGUCCUCUGUGCACUCGCUCUUGUCUUUGGAAGAAAGGGGCAAAGGGCCCGGCCCCAGGAGCGGCAUUAAAGUGGACAAGAGCUUCGGCGGUGCUGUGCUGGACGCCCUGCCCUCGUCCACGCCCCACCCGCCCGUGCAGGUCCUCUCAGGACUCUCGGAGGGCAGCUCUGUGCCGCCCACUGUCUCCUUCGGGCCCAGGGCCAAAGUUGUGCACGCAGCCACUCUGGACAGGGUGCUGAAGACGGCACAGCAGCCAGCCCUGGCGGUGGAGACCAGCACAGCCGCCGCAGGGACGCCCAGCACUGUCCUGCAUGUGGCCCGGCCGCCCAUCAAGCUGCUGCUGUCCUCCUCCGUCCCUGCUGACACUGCUGUCCCUGGACAGACCUCCUGCCCCAGCAACGUGCAGAUCAGUGUGCCCCCUGCAAUAAUCAACCCCCGGACUGCUCUGUACACAGCCAACACCAAAGUUGCCUUCUCCGCAGUGAGCAGCGUGCCCGUGGGCCCCCUGCAGGGCAGCUUCUGUGCCAACAGCAACACUGCCUCCUCCAGCAGCCACCCCUCCACGUCUUUCGCCAACAUGGCCUCGCUCCCCAGCUGCCCUGCCCCCAGCUCCAGCCCUGCGCUCUCCUCCGUCCCCGAAAGCAGUUUCUACAGUGGUGGUGGCUCUGCGGGAAAUACUCCCGCCUCCAGUCAGAGCCACCACCACCACCACCACCAUCAGCAGCCCCCGGCGCCCCCAGCCCCCGCGCCGCCCCCACCCGGCUGCAUCGUGUGCACGUCCUGUGGGUGCAGCGGCAGCUGCGGCUCUGGCGGCCUCACCGUCAGCUACGCCAACUACUUCCAGCACCCGUUCUCCGGGCCCUCCGUGUUCACCUUCCCGUUCCUGCCCUUCAGCCCCAUGUGCAGCAGUGGCUACGGCUCCACCUUCCCCGUCGUGCACGCCCCCUACAGCGGCAGCGUGACGCCGGACCCCGUCCUGGGCGGGCAGUCCACCUUUGCUGUGCCACCAAUGCAGAACUUCAUGGCUGGGACAGCGGGGGUCUACCAGACCCAGGGACUGGUGGGAAGCAGCAACGGUUCCAAUCAUAAAAAGAGUGGGAAUCUGUCCUGUUAUAACUGUGGGGCCACAGGGCACCGUGCUCAGGACUGCAAGCAGCCGUCCAUGGACUUCAACCGGCAAGGUACUUUUAGGUUGAAAUAUGCCCCUCCAGCAGAAAGCCUGGACUCCACAGACUGAUAUUUUUCUCUGGCAACAGAACAUUAUUAAGCCAUGGAGACGUAAGAAAAGUUAAAUACAAAACUGAGACGUCAAGUUGCUGUUGAGCUUCAUAUUUUUGAUCCAAAGGUGCUUUACUUUACUAGACGGGAUAGAAAUCUAGUGUAGAAGUGCAUCAGACCCCACUUAAUUGCCAAAACCCUGAACUGGAGCUUGAUGUCAGGACUUGCCUAGGGGCACCUCUGUGUUCCAGACUUAGCCACCCCCAUGGCUGCAGUGCAGAGACCGCCUGUCUCCCAAAGAACAUCGCAUCGCUGAUCCUUCCAGGCUCACACGGUUCCAGGGCAGCUGCGCGCAAUCUGAUCCGACCGCAGGUCCGAGUCCUCCAGUGGCGUCCCCCAGAUGGACCCAACACCCAGGGUCAGGGAAAACGUCAGCUGUUUUGUUCUGCUUUUUCCUAAAGUGAUAGGCACUAAUCUCUGGGAUUUCUAAGGGUUGCACUACAGAAGAAUGUCACUGACAGACCUCCGCAGACUCCUGAGGCCCGUCAGUGCAGACUGUGGCCACGUGGGGAGGGGGCACCAGCUGGCGCUUGCCCGAGCACAAAGGAGGUUUCAGUAUGUCCUCCUUUCCUGCAGACAGAUUCACACGAUGCUAAGUGGAAACAGUUCAUUCUCAACUUCAUUUCUAAGGGUCCAAGUCCCAGGGAAUCGUUGUGGAGGCUUGAGACUGGCCCUCCCCACUGCUCCAUUGAGCGGCUCCGAUCUGCUCCCCACACAGACACCUCCUGCAGCAGAAGAGCAGCUCAGCUGCUGCCGACUCCAUCCGAUCAUCCUUAGCGAAGCUGGCAGGCUGUCGAAUCUCCCCAAGGGCCCGGCCCCAGGGCUUCCUGCUGAUGUGCACACUUGAGACGGGCCUUCCAACAGUAAUACAGUCCUGUGGUUGAUGAGCAAAAGCUCUGACAUGCUCUCCUGUCACUUUUUUUUUUUUUUUUUUAAAUUAGGCUGUGUAUUGAUAGCUAAUUCCGUUAACAGUUGCCUGGAAAACUUCAGUAGAAGGCAGAGAGACAGAGAGCGCACAGACCAGACACAGCCUGGGACUGGGAGAAGUCCUGUGUUUAAGUAGGAAUUAGCGCCCUUGCUAUAAACAUCUACAUCUCAGUCCACUGGAACGGAAGCACCUAGGGGCUACAAGGAUAAAGGGAAUCUUCUCUCACGGGACACUAUUUAGCCUUCAAUAUUAACACUGAUCGGCAAAGUCUUGCCAGGGAUUUUCCAGUUGAAUAUUGAGAAGAAAAGUCACAAUAUUCAGACCAUUCUGUAUUAAAAUGGGACAAUCAGCCUCAUACAAAAUUGGUGUAAAUCAAAAGAAAUGUCUUGAAUUUAAGGCAUUGAGAUACAAGGCUUCAAAUUUUAGAUCAGUUUCCUGACUUCAAGGGAACUAAAGCAGAAAGUUGUUACAUUUUUUAUGAAAGGCUUUUAGUAGAGUUUUGUAGUAUUAUUUUAGUAGAGUUUUAUUUCUAUGCAAUGCAGAAUUGACAGACCUCUGUAUUCUUCUCUAUUCGUGGUACACAGUAUUACACAGAGUUCUGGAAGUGACGGUGAUGCCUCUUAUGACAGCUGUUAGGAUAGGCUUCACGGAUCUCUUAAUCCAACACUACAAAGCAUCAACCAUCAAGAGCUGACACAACUUUGCCUUAAAGAGCACCAGACUGGAGUUUGUCCUGUUGUGUUCAAGAAGACUAGAGUGUUCAUCGAUGUUUACGAUUUUAAUACUUCUGAAGGCCGUCACAGCGGCCUGGAUAUGUGCUGAAAGCCAAACUUUUAAAAUUUUUUGGUUUUUUAAACAAAGAAAUAUUUUAAAUAAAUCCUAUUUCAACAUAGUGAAAUUGUUGAAAACUGUCUCAUAGCAAAAGAAGAAAAUCCUAUUUAAGUUUUUGUUUUAGUGUCAGUAUAGUGGAAUGAAAGUGUUGUUGUUACCCUUAGGACUGUUUUGAUAAAUAUUAGCGGUUAACCCUAACGUAACAAAAACUUAAAAUAGAAGCUUCCACCUGAAGCGUGACAUUCACAUUGAGUGCGCUGUCGGUCCCCACCUUGCGAUGGCUGUGUCCCAGCCACGGAGAACCUCCAGUGGUCUUUGAAGGUGAGUGCGUGGUGCGAGGUCGCCAGGAGGCCGUGCAGUCGGGGACUGGGAGACCCAGAGCGAGAAGCGGCGCAGAGGGAAUCCCGUCAGCCCACGAGCCCACACCUGCGUGUGGCCUGCCUGGAUGUCCUUGGCCAGCAGUGUCACCGUGGAUGACUCCUCCUUCCAAAGCAACCAGUCAGCCAGCCCGAGGAGCACCUCACACUUCACCAGGAGACACAGCGUCCUGGCCCUCGGGAGCCACCCUGCGGAGACCGGAGCCCAGAACCAGGUGGGCGUGAGGCACCGCGCUCCGUGGAGCCUGCCACGUGCUCAAGCUUCUAACUCUGUUUUAUCUCCAGGAAUGGGGACAGUGGAAUGUACAGAUCCAAGUAGAACAGUGUCGGGGUAGAACUGUUUAACCUUUCUGUUUUUUUUAAGCAAAAUACUCAAUUUUCUACCUUAUUUUCUAAUUUUUAUUUCAUAGUAAUAUUGAAAAUUGGAAAGUGUUUAACGUUAAAACUCCUAAUUGCUGAAGAGCACUGAGGAAAUGGGAGCUAGCACUUACAAUAAAAAUAAAGGCAAAACAUUUUCUCGAGCGCACAUAUGUGACUGGGUAUUAAAAAGCCAGCACUGCCUGCCUCCCCGAGGGUCAGCUUGUCCACACAGCUGUAGUGCACCGGCCCCUGCUCUCUUCCUGGGCGGGCCCCCUCCCGCUGCCUGCUGCUUCCUGGGGUUGUCUGACGCUAGUCUCGCAUCCUGGGAACUGCUGGCCUUGCCUGCUCAAGUCUUAAAGCUUGUAAGGGAAACGGCCUCCCUGCUCAGCCUCGUCCCUAAGGAUGGUCCUGUGGAACCUGAGCAGGGCUGGCUGUCCUUCCAAAAGUGCAGGUGACUUCCAAGGAACAAGUCAGGUGACACUGAAAGCCACGGGGCCUGAGAGGCUCUUGCUGAACAGUCCAGGACUGAGGCCACAUGGGGUCUCUGGUCCACUCUCGCAAUACUCUAGAAAACCACAUACUGUGCUGGUGGAGGCCACAGGGCCCGGCCACCACCCUGCUCAUCGAGGGGAGGGAGGGCGGCCACACGCGUCACUUCUUCCGACGAGGCGUUGGUGCCGAGACUCAAACCUUUGCAGCUUCUACCGGACAUGCUUUCUUUUUAGGAAUGAAGGAAUAUUCUCCCAUUUUUGAGCCAUUCUUUUGUCAAUUCUACAAAAUUGCAUGUAACUUUAUAAAUAUUUUUAAAAGAUAUAGUUUUGUAAAUAUUUAAUAUUCCGAUAAUUUGAUUUUGAAUUGUAAAUGUCAAGUAUUCUGUUUUUGGGGUUUUUAUGUUUUAUUAUACUUUGUUAAAAAGGAAAAAUUGUACAUUUUAGAAUGUUUUUAUGAGUAAAUUUAAUGUACUGAAAAUAAAAAUUCUAA
Molecule: messenger RNA, 6905 nt
Organism: Sciurus carolinensis (gray squirrel)
Lineage: Eukaryota; Metazoa; Chordata; Mammalia; Rodentia; Sciuridae
Gene: Zcchc14
Product: zinc finger CCHC-type containing 14
Exons: 13
Coding region: 136-3387 (1083 amino acids)
Molecular function (GO): phosphatidylinositol binding; zinc ion binding; nucleic acid binding
Source: RefSeq, a predicted model, not a curated record